Molecule: messenger RNA, 3124 nt
Organism: Seriola dumerili (greater amberjack)
Lineage: Eukaryota; Metazoa; Chordata; Actinopteri; Carangiformes; Carangidae
Gene: ifrd2
Product: interferon-related developmental regulator 2-like
Exons: 13
Coding region: 476-1834 (452 amino acids)
Source: RefSeq, a predicted model, not a curated record
UGAGGGGAAGAUGGUGGACUUCGCGACAGCAGCGUGCUCAAAACUCCGUCCUAAACACUUUGAAAAACACUUAGAGUCUCAGUCUGGCGGUAGAUACAGAUUACCCGGAGACAAACACAGAUAAUACAGAGAGUGAAGUGACUCCUUCGCCUCCGGUAACUCUUCAUUCCCGGUCUGAAGUCAGCGGAGAGCGGCGGGACGUGGCGGCGGAUGGUGUUUGUAGAGGACGCCCGUCGUCGUUAGCUGAAAGUGUCAACACAAGUGAGAAAGAAGAGGGAAGUCUGGAGCGUUUUUACCCAAUCGAGAAUCAACCACGGAGACCACCCGACCGUCUGCUGCUGCUACUGCCGCCUUCAAACCAACUGAAACCCGCGAGGCGCGGAGCUGACAGCGGGCUAACUUCAGAUAGCUUAACUUCAGCUAGCUUAACUCUGCUAGAUCUGUUGUGAACUGGAGGAUUGACCCGCUGCUCGACAUGCCGCGGAGUAAGAAGGGGAAACGUGGCUCCGGUAAACCCGGCUCUCUUCGUCAGGAGGUUCUUCAGCUGUCGGCUAAAGUGUCUCUGAAAGGUGUUAGGAAUGGGGUGAAGGGAGAGUCUGGAGCCAGUGAUGAUGAGCUGACGUCUGAUAUUCUGAGCCACUGCAGCAGCGCCAGUGAAACUACAUCAGUGCUGGAGGAGGGAACAGGAGGGGAACAGGUGGAUGAACAGACUGCACAGGAGGAAACGGAAGACAAACUCAAACAGUGUAUAGACAACCUGAUGGACAAGAGUGCUAAGACUCGUCUGGCCGCCCUCGAGUCGUUGCGUCAGGCCUUCUCGUCUAGAGUGUUGUACGACUUCCUGACAGAGCGACGCCUCACUGUCAGUGACUGUCUGGAGAGAAGUCUUAAAAAGGGUGGCGGAGAGGAGCAGGCGGCGGCGGCCACAGUCUUCGCUCUGCUCUGUAUCCAGCUGGAGGGCGGAGAUGAGGCGGAGGAGGGCUUCAAGGUGCUCCGCCCCAUCCUCACUGCCCUCCUGAUGGAUAACAGUGCCAGCAUCACGGCACGCCAGAGUUGUGCCAGAGCUCUGGGGAUGUGCUGUUAUGUGUCAGCUGCUGAGGAGGGAGAGGACCUGAUCAAGUCUUUGGCUCUUCUGGAGAGUAUAUUCAUGACUUCCUACCCCAACAGAGAGGGGGUGCUGCCCACACCUAAACCUGGGAAUCCAGGCCUCAACAGUGCUGCUCUGCAGGCCUGGUCUCUGCUGGUCACCCUCUGUCCCGCCUCCAGGCUGAAGGUGCUGCUCGACCUUCACCUCCCCAAACUGCAGGCCUGUCUGCAGAGCAACGACGUCAACUACAGGAUCGCAGUGGGAGAGACCAUCGCUCUGCUGGUGGAGCUGGGGAGGGAUAUAGACGAGGAGUUUGAGGUAGAGGAUAGUGAAGGUCUGUGCGAGUGUCUGAAGAGUUUGGCCACAGACGGAAACAAACACCGAGCCAAGAAUGACCGGAGGAAACAACGCUCCAUCUUCAGAGAGGUGCUUCAUUACAUAGAGAACGAGGACUUCACCGAGGAGAAGAUCAGGUUUGGAGUGGAGAGCGUUUACAUCGACAGCUGGAUGAGGAGGAGAAUCUACGACGCCUUUAAAGAGAUCCUGGAGUCAGGAGUCAGACACCAUCUACAGUUCAACCCUCUACUGAGAGACAUCUUUGGCCUCGGCCCCCCCAUCAUCCUGGACGCCACCGUCAAAGGAAACAAGAUCACACGGUUUGAGAAGCAUCUUUUCAACUCGGCUGCCUUCAAGGCCCGAACGAAACAGAGGAACAAAGUCAGGGACAAACGGGCCGACGUCAUGUGAGAGGAGGACGAAGAUGGAGGGAUGGACGAGAGAGUGGAACUGAUACUAAAUGAUGCCUUCAACACUUCACACACACACACACACACACACACACACACACACACACACACACACACACACACACACACACACACUCUCUCAUAAAACACUCAACAGGGAUUUUCCACCUGUGCUCUUCACCUGCAACUUCAGAGUCGAUGUGGCCUCAGGUUAUUCUCAGCUCUCAGCAGGAAACCUGAGGGUCAGUUUGACUGACAGCAGGUAUUUACUUUUCAAUCAAAAAACACAGAGUUGAUUACAGUGUUUCCCACAGUCCAGUUCUGAUGUUUCAAAGUGAAAACCAGCUGUAAUGCAAAGCUGCUGCUCUUCUAGGUUGUUUCACAGAGGAGUAAAUAUGAUAUCCUCACAUCUAAUGGAUCUUCAGACAUCAGAGUUCUGUUUUUACAGAGUGAAGUAUCUCUGAAGCUUUAUGGUACAUUUCCUCUUUGGUGCUGAUGGGAGUUUUAGUUUUUGAUACCCAGCUCCAGCUGCUGCCUGUGGUUUGACAACUCAGUCAAAUCUUUUUUAAUCUUUUUCCUGGUUCAAUCUCUGAAGAGAAUCAAUUUCUGUAAUGAAAACCAAAAAGAGCCACAGAGAUAUUUUGUAAAAAAAAAAACAAAAAAAAAAAACCUUCUUCUUCUCUGGUCUAAUUUAUUUCUCACUGCUCCUCAUUCAUCCUCUGUCUCUGCAACAGAGUCACUACUUCAGCUGCCAAACAGAAACUGACUUUAAAAACAAUGCAACCUAAAAAGAAGAUGUGUGUGGUGUUUGUGUGAGAGUGUGUUUUAUUUGAGUUUUAUUUAACAUCAUUAAGUAAAACACUUAAACAAGAAGAUGCCUAAUUAAAAGAAUGAAAUCAAAGAGUUAAUGCUGUCAUCUUUGUCUUCAUAUUUUCUGGGAGGAAAAUACGUUUUAACCAUUUCAGGUGGGUAAUAGUAUUUUACUUUGUAAUUUAUUAAAAGAACAGAACUGUGUGAUUUUUCAGAAACUGUUUACAGACACAGUGAUGAGAAGAUGACGAUAAUUUUUUUCAUGUGUAUUUUUAAUGCGGGUUGGUGGGUCAUACAAUCUUUCCAUGUGUAUGUAUUACAGAUACACUGUAGAGGGAUUCAUUAGAUGAGCAGUAGAUACAAACAGGCCACUGACAGCUGCUGAUCCGUGGUUUGUGUAGCUUCACCAAACUGUCUGAUCAGUAGCUCUUGUUCAGGCUCAAGGGAUCAUGGAUCGAAUGAAAUAAAGAGUAUUUCAGCA